Acytostelium subglobosum LB1 is the source of this 1479-nucleotide messenger RNA. RefSeq lists its product as hypothetical. The coding region runs from base 1 to 1479 and encodes 492 amino acids. The record is from RefSeq and is a predicted model, not a curated record. NCBI's taxonomy places the organism in Eukaryota, Evosea, Eumycetozoa, Acytosteliales, Acytosteliaceae. The transcript has a single exon.
AUGUAUUCAUAUUAUAUAUUAUUAAUCACACUCAUUGUUGUUUGCUUCUCCAACAACAACAAUGGUGUAGUGGUCAAUGCUCAACAAGCACAUGCUGAAUGUUUAUACUCACAUUCAUUGCCCGACGACUCGAUCCUGUUGCCAGACUCCACUGGACGAUCGAUGUUCCACGACUUUUUUGGCAACACAGAGUCGAAUGGAUUCUCGACGAUCGAUUCAAUGUACGCCAAGCCCAACACCACAUGUGACGUGCUGCCCGACGCCAGCUCAUAUUGGAUACCCGCACUCAAGGUCAAGGGCAUGAUCAUUCGUCCAAGCUACACCAAGAUCUACUACCAAGGUGGCAACAGCUCCUUCUACCCCGUGUCUGUCAUGCCCAGAGGUCUGCAGAUCAUCGCCGGCAAUCCAAAGAAUACUGGACGUGCUCGCGGCGUAUGGUUCUUGUGCAAUGGCUAUAACCGCGACCCUGUGAAGUACUGCCCGGCCAGUCCCGACACCUACAACGUCACCCAGUACAACUUCAACCUGAUCUUCCCCAACUGCUGGGACGGAGUCAACAUCCGCCCCAACUUCACCUACAGGAACGCAGUGUUUGACGACAAAAACAUCGAGGGCAAGUGUCCACCCGACUACCCCGUGCGCAUUCCCACGCUCAACAUGCAGAUCGCCUACUACCUCAACGAGACUGAUCUGUCCGACGCACAACUGUCCCUCAAUCCUGUGGUUGUCAAUGGUACAUGGACCUACCCAUGGGCCAGCCUGUACUCGGCCCACGCCGACUUCUUCAAUGCUUGGGACGAGGAGUCGAUGAAGUACAUGGUGGAGGAGUGUCUAAACAAGAACCGCAGCUGUGAGAACAGGGUGCCACGCGUGUACGGUCCCGCCGACGCCACAUUUGCCAUGGUGAACAACAAGAAGGUCAACACUCCCGUGCUCCAGAUCAACAAUGACAGCAUCCCAUUCAUCAAGAUCACGAUACCCGAUCGCCUCAAGGGUCUCAGCUGGGCCUCUGGCAGAAUCGAGAUCAAUUGCCAAAACAACAACCUCACUGCCUUGCCCGACUUUAUCAAUGUCUACCAGGUGACUGCCGAGUCCUUUGCCAGCUCAUCACCAGUGUGCCCAAACAAGAACAGAGUCAGUGGCAUCUACUUGGAUGGAGAACUUGACUACCGUGGCAUUGACAUCACCGAUAUCGUACGCAAUGCCACCGUCAAUGGCGUCAAGGAGUUGUACUUCUGUCUCAGAUCAUCGGAUGGCGUGGAGACAUACUCAUUCGAAUCGAUGAAUGGCCUAACUGGUAAAUUGCCACGCAUUCUCUUCAUGGAUCCUGGAAAGAAGAUCAUUGAGCAGCCACUCCCAGGUCUCGUGCCAUACCUCUAUGUCGACCCACCCCAACCAAAGCCAAACACUGGUGCAAUCAUGAUGCCAUCUCUGGCGAUCACAUUUGUCUCUUUGUUGUUGGCUAUUAUAAUUUAUUAA